CCCUUUCUCUAUUUUUGGCUACCCUUCAAAUUCCAAAUUUACCCAAGUAGUAGCAGUAUCCUAUCCUAUUACAAGUGGAGUAUUUCCCUGUCCGAAUUGUCACUUUCGGGUCUGUGUACUUGCCCCAUCUCCCGCUCCGUUUUGCUGCAUCUCACACUAUACCUAUUUCGUACGUGCCCAUUUUCAUUUUCUUUUCUUUUCUUUUUUCAACAAAGAACACCUUUUUUCAAUUCAACAAAAAGGAAUUGGGAAAAUUAUAAUAUAGGAUUAGGGUUUUCUCCUCUCUCUACAAUUCUUCAUUUCUCCGCCUUUUUUUUUUUUUUUAAUUCUAAAUAAUUUUUUCUACUCAAUUCUAGGGUUUUCAAUUCAAGAUCGAAGCUUUUUAUUCUGGGAAUUUCAAUCUUUUAUUUGUCAUUUCAUCAAUUAACUUGGGUAUUUGCUUAAAAUUUGGUUUGGUGGGUAACGGUGCUUAUUUUAUUUUCAUUGAAUUUGGGUUUUGCUGGUUGGUAUUAAUUAUAAGUUGAGGCGUUUUUCGAAUUUGGGUUUUGCUGGUUAUUAUUUAAUCGUGUCAUGGGUCGACCAUGAUUAUUGGGUUUCUUUAUUAUUAAUUAUUCAUUUAUUUGGACUGCAUUUUAUCAGAUUAUAUAUAAAUUUCAGCAUUUAAGAGUAGUACACUAUUUGGGGGUUGUGUUUAAUUUAAUUGGAGAGUGAAUGUAUCCUUCUGCUAUGGAUGGUGGCACGGCUUUGAUUCCGACACGCUUCGUUUGGCCUUAUGGGGGAAGAAGUGUAUACUUGAGUGGCACAUUUACUGGGUGGUCUCAAUGGCCGAUGGCUCCUGUUGAAGGAUGUCCAACUGUAUUUCAGACUGUCUGUAGCGUACCACCUGGUUACCACCAGUACAAAUUCAUUGUUGAUGGUGAAUGGCGACAUGAUGAGAACCAGCCUUUUGUGAGUGGAAGCUAUGGAACAGUUAAUACUGUCCUCUUGGCCAGAGAAUCUGACUACCUUCCAGCAGUACUAACUGCACGAAUACCUCCUACUUCUAACAUGGAUGUGGAUAAUCAGGCCUUUCAGCGUUUGGUAAGAGUGUCGGAUGUUGCCUUGCCAGAUGAUGCUUCCAGGAUAUCACAGACAGAUUUAGAUAUUUCCCGACACCGUAUAUCUGCAGUCCUAUCAAUGCAUUCAGCUUAUGAGUUGCUUCCAGGGUCAAGCAAGGUCAUUGCUUUGGAUGUUGACUUACCCGUAAAGCAAGCUUUUCAUAUUCUUCAUGAGCAGGGUAUUCCGAUGGCUCCUUUAUGGGAUUUCAGCAGGGCACAAUUUGUUGGAGUCCUUAGUGCUUUGGAUUUUAUUUUAAUCAUGAGAGAGCUUGGGAAUCAUGGCUCCAAUCUGACAGAGGAAGAGCUUGACACACAUACUAUUUCUGCAUGGAAAGAGGCAAAAUUUUACUUGAGCAGACAAGCCAAUGAGCAUGGUAAAUCAGCUCCACGGCGACUUGUUUGGUCAGGGCCAGAUGACAACUUGAAGGAUGUGGCAUUGGAAAUUUUGCAAAACGGUGUGGCUACCAUACCUAUAAUUCAUUCACCAGCUCAGGAUGGAUCAUAUCCUCAGCUAUUAUAUCUUGCUUCUCUUUCUGAAAUACUAAAACAUAUUUGCAGGUAUUUCAAGCAUUCUCCAGAGUCUUUACCAAUACUUCAGUUGCCAAUUGGUGCAAUUCCUUUGGGCACAUGGGUUCCGAGAAUUGGAGAGCCAAAUCGACAACCCCUGGCAAUGUUGAGGCCUACUGCUUCUCUAAGUGCUGCAUUGAACUUGUUAGUGCAAGCUCAAGUUAGUGCAAUUCCCAUUGUUGAUGACAAUGACUCCCUGUUGGAUAUAUACUCCCGAAGUGAUAUUACAGCUUUGGCCAAGGACAAGAUUUAUACGUACAUUAAUCUUGAGGAAAUGAGCAUUCAUCAGGCAUUGCAACUUGCAGAAGAGCCAUAUGCACCUUAUGGAUUGAGCAGUCAAAAAUGUCAGAUGUGUUUACCGUCUGAUCCCUUGCUUGAAGUGAUGGAAAGAUUGUCCAGACCUGGGGUCAGGCGACUUGUUGUUGUGGAAGCGGGAAGCAAACGUGUAAAAGGUAUCAUAUCAGUCAGUGACAUUUUCAAGUUCUUGCUUGGAUAGAAGAGUCAAACAAUUGAAGAUGGACGUGAUUUUGAUGCUGGUUGCCUAAUAUGUGUUGCUCUUAGCUCAUGGUGCUCCCCAUUAUUUAUGGGGAUUUGAACCUGAUUCUUUCGUGUAUACAAUUGAUUGGCCUCAAGUAUAAUGGGCUGGUCUUUUAGGAUGUUAGGUUAAGGAAUUGAGGCAUGUAAAUUUUCACAAUUGUUUCCCUCUCUUUUAUGUUAGCUCAUCUAGGGAUGAUUUGAAUUCUCCUGAUAAGAAUUCAUAGCAUCUUAUUAGUGGUGGAGAACCGCAUUCCUUGUCAA
Molecule: messenger RNA, 2462 nt
Organism: Capsicum annuum
Lineage: Eukaryota; Viridiplantae; Streptophyta; Magnoliopsida; Solanales; Solanaceae
Product: sucrose nonfermenting 4-like protein
Exons: 13
Coding region: 712-2160 (482 amino acids)
Source: RefSeq, a predicted model, not a curated record